Messenger RNA from Mercenaria mercenaria, 1126 nucleotides. RefSeq lists its product as uncharacterized. NCBI's taxonomy places the organism in Eukaryota, Metazoa, Mollusca, Bivalvia, Venerida, Veneridae. Gene Ontology annotation, cellular component: trans-Golgi network. The record is from RefSeq and is a predicted model, not a curated record. The coding region runs from base 113 to 919 and encodes 268 amino acids. The transcript has 6 exons.
CAUGUACUAGUAAGUUUGCUUCACAAGUACGUAGAUCGUAAAUCAACUUAAAUAUUUUACAUUAAACUGUAUUGUCAUAUUUUCAAGUAUCAAAUAACAUGAGAUUAUUCGUAUGUUUUUCCUGGUUCUUAUUUGUAACACCACUGACGGAAAAAGCUGUAAACAAGAUGGGCAGUGUAAAUGUAUUUUUGACGACGGAAGUGGAACAGUUGAUUUAAGCCCUAUCGGAAGACAAGACGGAACAUCUUUGAUACAAGAUCAGUUUGCCCCAGACAACUACGCAUAUUCCUUCAAUCCCUGUUACCCAUUCAUUGAAGGAACGUGUGUCAACGCAGCGGCAUGUCAGUAUGAUUCUGCAAACAUCAUCUAUUAUAACAUUGGAGAUGCAUCGAAAGUUACACUAUCAUAUAAUGGUAUUAACGUGAUAGGGACUUACGUUUCAGAUGACGGGGUUAGGUCAAGUAUUGUAACGUUUCAGUGUGAUCCAAAUGCAGACCCUCCAAUAGCUACUGCUGCGGGACACACUUCUUCUACAGUAUACGGGUUUACAGUAACUUCUAAAUACGCAUGCCCGUCAUCUCAGCCAACACCAACGCCAACGCCAACGCCAGGAGAGGGGUGUUAUACCAAUUUCGGUGACUUUACAAAGAAAUGCAGAAAAACGUACGACGGGAAAGACGGGUAUAUUAAGCUUUUAAUCAUUGAAGACUGGGACGGCAGGUGCGUGUUUCCCGAAAAUGAAGAUGUUGCUGUGAGUCUACACAAUACAAAAUCUACAUGUGAUGACGUCACUACUAGGUGCAAUCCCGUGCAAGCCUUCUCUGUCAAUGGCUAUGUAUGCAAAGAGGUGAUUGAUCAGCGCACAAAGAACUCUGAUCUUAUUGUAUUAAUCAGCAAGAUUAUCGGGCGUUUAUUUUAGUACUGUAACAACAUGCUAUGGUUAACAGCCGGUCUUUGUUAAUAAGACUGUUGAAUAUUGUUCAAACUACCACGCUAGAUAUAGUUAUUUUAUAUUAUAUUGUACUUACGAGUAACAAUAAUUCCUGUCACAUAAACAUCUUUUAUUUAUCUCUAUAAUAGUAAAUCAAAAAUUUUGUUAAAUCAUACAAUAAAUAAUUUCUAUUUA